UCACUCGAAGAGUUCCAGGAACGCGACAGCGGGUGGGCAUUGUCGCGAAUCCUCAAUUUGAUAGUGAAUGUGAACAAAUUAAAUCCCAUGCGCGCGGGAUGUUACUUCGAAGUGCCGCGGGAAAUUGCGACGAAACGAGCGGUGAUCAAUGUUAAUACGAUGGACAAUGCGUGCUUCGCGUGGUCGGUGGUCGCCGCUCUGUACCCGGCUGAAAAGCAUGUGGAGCGAGAGUCGUCGUAUCUGCAUUAUACGGCGGUGCUGAAUCUCGCGGGUAUCGAAUUUCCGAUAACGUUCAAAGACAUUCCGAAAUUCGAACGGUUGAACGCGGUGUCGAUCAAUGUAUACGGCAUCGAGAAUAAACAAGUUUUUCCUCUGCGGCUCACCAGUGACAAGAAGGACAAGCACGACGGUGUCGGCCACUUUGCGUGGAUCAAGAACCUGUCGCGUCUCGUGAGCUCGCAACUAAGCAAAAAAGAGCACAAGAAAUAUUUCUGCGAUCGAUGCUUGCAUUACUUCAGCACGAAUGAGAAAUUGCAGUCGCACACAAUGGACUGCCAGAAGAUCAACGAUUGCGCUAUUCGGCUGCCGAGCGAGGACGAAAAGUGGCUCGAAUUUGGGAACCACUGCAACAAGGAGCGCGUCCCAUUCGUUGUCUACGCCGACCUGGAGUGCGUUUUACGGAAAACGGAACCCGAGAGGGAAGAUGCGUCAUCGUACGCGUAUCAAUGGCAUGAGGUAUUCAGCAUAAGCUACUACGUGCGUUGCUCGUACGAUGACGCGUUAUCGUCGUAUCAGUUCCGUCGCGACAAAGAUUGUAUAGCGUGGUUCGCGCGACAACUCAACGAUUUGGCGCAUCGCGUGAAAAAUAUCGUAUCCGCCAACGUGCCCAUGGAAACGUUGUCGAAAGAACAAUGGGAGGCGUACCGUAGCGCGACGCGUUGUCACAUUUGCGAGAAACCGUUCGCGUCGGACGACACGCGGGACACGCGCUUACCGCCGCGCGAAUCUUUUUACAGUUCGUUAACGGGCGAUACCGUAUCCGAGAGCGAUUACACUCACGCGGCGAACGUAUGGCAGCGAUUCUCCAUCCAAACGUUCGGCGAGUACAGUGAUCUGUACUUGAAAAUCGAUGUCUUGUUAUUAGCCGACAUUUUCGAAAAUUUCCGCGAAAGUUGCGUCGCGAGUUACGGUCUCGAUCCCGCACAUUGUUACACCUUCCCUGGUUUCACGUGGGACGCUAACAUAUGUUCAAACAUACGCGUGUAA
Molecule: messenger RNA, 1266 nt
Organism: Trachymyrmex septentrionalis
Lineage: Eukaryota; Metazoa; Arthropoda; Insecta; Hymenoptera; Formicidae
Exons: 3
Coding region: 88-1266 (392 amino acids)
Source: RefSeq, a predicted model, not a curated record